UCAUGGGGCAACGCUUCUGCCUCUUCCCAACACGCAACGCCCUCGUUCCCCACCUCCCGCUCUCCCCACUAUUUAUUCUUCCCCCUUCCCUUCCCCUCUCCGGUUCUCCUGCUCCAAUUUCAUUAGGCCUCCCGACCGACCGCCAUGGCGCUUUGCGGGGUCUCCUUCCUCCCCGCGCGCGAUGCGCUCCGGAUCAGCCUUCCGCCCCUCACCUCUUCUCCCUUCCCUUGCUCUCGGCGUUCUUGGGGAUCCAGAAUUAUGCGGAGAAGUCAGGCCACGUGCUCUCUCCGGAAGAUCGACUCCACCGCUCCGUCUGGCGCCGGUAAACCGGCGUUGGAGGCCGAUGAGCAGAUCGGACCCGUCAUGAAGUUCAGGAUGUCUGAUUUUGCAAUCUCCUCUCAAGUUAGCGUCGGUCUUCAUGGACGGGCUGACGAGUUGAUCUUCGAGGCGACUGUUUGUGAUCCCAAUAGCUCGCUUUACAAAUCGAGGGUAGUGCUUCGGCAACUGACUACUGUGCAAGCGAAGCGCAGAGGUCAGCGUGCAUUGGAGGUUCUGAAGAAACUUGCUCGGCGCAAGCUUAUGUAUCACUCCUAUGCAAUGCAAGUCUAUGGUUAUGUGUUCUCCUCAGACAUUGGAGACAAUAUCCCGUUUACAUUGGUGCACGGAUAUCAUGGUAGUUAUUCCCUGAGACAUUGGCUUCAACUCUCAGAUUGGCUUCCCACGUUGGAAGUUACUUUGGCACUAGAUGACGAGUGUCUUAGGAGGGUUGGGGAUGAUACAACAGGUGGACCUGCUGUUAGCCGGCAACAUCGCCUCACCAGAAUUUUAAUGAGAGAUCUUCUCAUUGCAGUCAACUACUUGCAUAGUCAUGGGCUAGCUCAUACAGAACUAAGGCUAGAGAAUGUACAUAUCAGUCCCGUUGACAAACAUGUUAAAAUAGGUAUCCUUGGAAAUGCUGCUGAUUUCAACAACAGCAAUCCAAACCAUAGCACCAAUGAGGUGAACAAUGACAGGAGGAAAUUGAUGAUUGCGUUUGAUAUGAGAUGUGUUGGUUUCAUCAUGGCAAGACUGAUUCUGAAGGAGCUAAUGGAUGCAUCGAUCUUUCUAAAGUUUAAGUCUUUCUUGACAAAGGGAAAUGACCCGUCAUGUUUGCGUGAGUUCCUUUUGCCAAUUCUGUGUCGAGAUUCACCAUCUGGCAAUCCUGGUUUGCAGAUAAUGGAUAGGAACUGGGGUGCUGGUUGGAACCUUCUCUCGCAGUUGCUGGCUUUGAAACCUUCUAAGAGGAUAAGUUGUUUGGACGCACUAAGGCAUCCAUUUUUAUGUGGUCCUAAGUGGCGCACAGGUCCUUCCAUGGAUUUGAUCCGAUGGGGUUUAGGUUCAACUACCGUUCGGAUGUCAGAAGAUUACAUCUACGUUGGUCAUCAGCGAAGUAGGAUUGCUUAUUUCAUAGAGCUGAUGGAGUUGCUGAAUCCAAAUCCUAGAACAAAGGGUUGGCUCAACUUCUUACCCGGUAGGUGGAGGUUGUUAUACUCCACGGGAAGGCAUAUUGGAUUAACUCUUAGACAAACUACCCCGAGAGUCCUUAUCGAUGAUGCAUACCUAACUUUGCGACAAGCUUCAGUUCCAGAUCAUCGCAGCUUUUCACUUGUAUCUAAUAUAAGCUUCAAGAUCAUACCAACACUUCAUUGGCCGCACGACAAGUCUGGGCCUACUGGAAGUUUGCAGGUAAAGUCUCUUGUGAGGAUUUGCCCUGGGAGAAGGCAUUACCCGAAAGAAGAGGAUAGCGAAGAAAGCAGAAGGUUUGCCAUCCACAACUCCGCGUCGGGUCACUUGUCCAGUAGGAAAUGGAAAGGGAUGGACAAUCUUAAAGAGCUUCCCUCCAGCCUUCCAGCUGUUAAACUUACCAUGGAUGAUAUCGAUGUAUCGUUGAAACUUGAUUCUUCCUCAUUGAGUGCCGAUGCCGCCAAGAAAGUGCUUCAGGAGGUCCGCACACAGAUCCCGUUUGAAAUGUUCGACGUGUCUAAAUUCGUUUGCGGUACUUAUGUAGAUUCGAGGAUGAUGGUUCUUCGCGGAAUCAGUGGGUCGGCUUUGCUCUUCACAAGAUCGUGUUCUGUAAAUGAGAAUGUCUAAAAUCCAAAAGAUUUUCAAUAUGUAAAUUCUUCCAGACUCUUUUAAGGCUGUUCCCCUCUGUACAAAUAUAGCAUCAUAUUCUCAAUCCAGCAGCACUUUGAGUUUUA
This is a messenger RNA of Zingiber officinale, 2237 nucleotides long. RefSeq names its product probable plastid-lipid-associated protein 14, chloroplastic. NCBI's taxonomy places the organism in Eukaryota, Viridiplantae, Streptophyta, Magnoliopsida, Zingiberales, Zingiberaceae. Gene Ontology annotation, molecular function: cyclin-dependent protein serine/threonine kinase activity; RNA polymerase II CTD heptapeptide repeat kinase activity; ATP binding. Bases 145 to 2130 code for a protein of 661 amino acids. The record is from RefSeq and is a predicted model, not a curated record. Gene Ontology annotation, cellular component: nucleus; cyclin-dependent protein kinase holoenzyme complex. Gene Ontology annotation, biological process: positive regulation of transcription elongation by RNA polymerase II; protein phosphorylation. The transcript is spliced from 13 exons.